Aspergillus alliaceus is the source of this 2115-nucleotide messenger RNA. RefSeq lists its product as uncharacterized. The record is from RefSeq and is a predicted model, not a curated record. The coding region runs from base 1 to 2115 and encodes 704 amino acids. The transcript has a single exon. Lineage: Eukaryota; Fungi; Ascomycota; Eurotiomycetes; Eurotiales; Aspergillaceae.
AUGCUCGCGACCUCACCACGCUGCGCGGCGCCAGGCGUGAACAGCCUGGCGCUGCCCCAGUUGAAGCGCAAGCGCUCCGAUUCAAGCGAUUCGAUCGCCGGUCAAGAUGCCCCGGUCGCAACGAAGUUGCGCGCAGAUGAUACACCUGGUAAUCCGGUCGCGAUCGACCAAAACUCAUCUCUAGCCGUCAGUGGUGCGAAUACGGCCUCGCAGCAACCGACUUCACUUAGCGAUCGCGUAUCUCAACCAACCACUCCGUCCAAUCCGACGCAUCGCCAGAGUUCGGACCCGUCAGGGUCUCCAACCGCCAAACAGGACGCCACGCCGCGCAAAGUGAAUGUGGACCAGUUGCGCGAGACCUUGGAAGCUCAGUUAAGCUUGGAGGUGUUGUUGAAGCACAAUGAACUACGCUUGAUCGACCAAGAGAUCGCCAAAUGUCAAGUCGCCUUGGAACAGUUGCGAAGGUGCGCCGAGAUUCCGUAUCCUGGGUCGCAUGCCACGAGUCCAGCGGUCAGCAACGGGACGGGAAUGGCGGUGUUGGCUCCUGGAAAUGGACCUCCACCGCUCUCCCCGGCACCGUGGGGUGUAACGGAUGGCCCUUACACGCGCCACUAUGCCCGGUGGUUACUCCCCGACCCUCGUUUUGAUGGAGGUGAACUCGAGUCGGCAACCCCUCUAGCAUUUGGCGCACCCGGUACUCCGCUGGAGGGUCGUUCGACGCGUGGAAAUUCUGGUGGUGAAGGUGGUUCCUGGGCUAGCAAAUCUCGCCUCCAGAGGGGCUCCGGUAGCAUGAAGUUGCAAUCAUUGCCAAAUGGCUAUCCCCCGCCAAAGGAGAAAGCAGGCCCGAUGAUCAUCCGGCGAAAGUCGGAUGGGGUUCUGGUCAAACUUGUCUGCUUGGACUGUCGAAGAGACAAUUUCUCCAGCACGCAAGGAUUCAUUAACCAUUGCCGCAUUGCCCAUAAUAGGAACUUUGCCAGUCACGAUGCAGCCGCAGUAGCGUCGGGAGAGCCUGUGGAGGUGGACGAAGCCGGUGCGAUCGUUGGGGACAAAAAUAACACCUCCAGUACUGCCACGGCAGGCUACGUUCAUCCGCUCAUUCGAUCGGCCCACAUCAUUGAGUCGUCCUCCAAGGCACCUUCCGCGUCGGAAGCCUCCGGCGACAAUGCAACGCCCCGAAAUCGGUCGGUCUCUAGCCGGCAGGCGUCCUCCGUGGUGGAAACACCCCGUCCGUCUGCUCAUCAUGUUCCUAGUGGGCGCAAUACACCUGCGACUGCGAAGCCAGCGGAUGAUUCUUUCAUGGGCUCACCCGCUACCCCUCAUCUGUCAUCAUUAAUGCAGCUCAAGGGUGUUGGACUCGACUUGGACCGACUGGUCGGGGAGGCGAAGACCCCCAUCGACCUUAGUGCAUACUCAUCUGACGAAGGCGAAUCGGACGUGGAGCCGGCGCGACCGCCGGUUGACGUGAGUCACGGCGAAAAGCCAGCUGAAGCUCGUAUCGGCCGUCAACCAAUGCGGACAACAGCUCCACAAACUGGGACGCGGCCGCCGGGGAGCCGAAAGGGGGUGGAAAAGACGAGUCAUAAGCCCCUCACUUUGGAAACCCACACGCCACCGCGUCCCGCGCCCUAUCAAUCGCCGUAUGGGCCCCCAUCAUCGGUGGUCGACGACCUUCGUGAAGUGGACGGUGUCGAUCGGUCGGCCAACCUGAGUCCCAACACAGUCGAGUCGAACCAGGCUCCGAGUCUGGUGAGCGACGACGACGACUAUGAAGCUGCGUCGGACUCGGAUAGUCCGGGUCCUAGCUCAUCCGAGGCCGGGGAUCACGAAGAAGACUUCAGUCACAUUGAUGUGGAAGACGACGAAGACACCACCGGCUCCACGACGACCAGCGAUCCCAAAUCCGACCCCAGCAUGACUGGUGCCGCUCACCCUUCGACAUCCUUCUCCAAGCCGCUGGGACGCGGUAGUUCGAAGAAGAAAGAUGGGCUUCUCUCCGCGUCGAUCGUAUCCUUGAACCGUGGCAAGGAUGAGAAGCGCGUGAGCUUUGCCAGCCCCGACACUAGUCCUGCGAAAAGGAAGAAGGACCACAAGCGAAAGCCUAGUGGAGGACAAUAA